Clonostachys byssicola is the source of this 1545-nucleotide messenger RNA. The record is from the annotation of a GenBank genome assembly. NCBI's taxonomy places the organism in Eukaryota, Fungi, Ascomycota, Sordariomycetes, Hypocreales, Bionectriaceae.
AUGACUCAAAACACCGAUAUCGAGUUGGUCAAGACCACUAAAGACAACGACACGGGAAAGCCGGAAAUGGAGAUUCGAGAGGGAGAGGUGAUUCUACAGGAUGGUCAGAUCGCCGACUUUCAGUACCAACUCACCCCUGAAGAUGAUGCCCGCAUCCGUCGAAGGAUUGAUUACUGUCUUAUCCCCAUCAUGACCGUUACCUAUUGCCUCCAAUUUAUCGACAAAAAUACAUUAGUAGAUGCUGCUGUUCUCGGUAUGACCCAAGAUUUACGUGCUACAGGCAAUGAAUAUUCGUGGGCGGGCAGCAUCUUCUAUAUCGGCUAUCUUGUUGCUUGUUACCCACUCGCUUUCCUCAUGGUAAAGCUUCCCCUUGGAAAGGUCCUCGCGGCCACAAUGGUCGGCUGGGCCAUAGUACUCCUUUGCACAGCUGCACUUGAGAACGCUGCGGGCCUUCUUGCCGUGAGGUUCUUUCUCGGCGCCACCGAGUCGGCUAUAUCACCGGGCUUCAACAUGGUGACGGCCAUGUGGUACAAGCGCAGUGAGCAAACCUCUCGCAUUGGCGUGUGGUUCCUAGGCAACUCGAUUGGCGGGUUCGUCGGCAGCAUAAUCUUCUACGGCAUGGGGCAUCUGAAGUCCUUCUCUUCAUGGAGGGCGGGCUUCCUUGUUGUCGGAAGCAUCAACCUGCUCUGGGGAUUGUCAAUGGUGUACAUUUUCCCGGAUACGCCCAUGACAUCCCGCUUUUUGAACAAGCAGGACCGGAAAAGGGCGAUCGCCCGUGUCCAAGAGAACAAGACCGGCAUAAAGAACAACAAAUUCAAGAUUGACCAGGCUCUUAUUAGCUUAAAGGACCCUUUGUGUUUAUUGAUCUUUCUGCUUCAAGUCACUGCCGCUAUCCCCAAUGGAGGCAUCACCAAUGCAAGUCGAAGAUCUCUUCAGAUCAAUCUUAUUACGUCCCUCAUUAUCAAGGGAAUCGGUUUUGGAACGCUUGAAACCAUUCUGCUCAAGAUGGCCACAUAUGGGUUCCAGGUGAUUUUCAUUGGAAUGGGUAUCGUCGGUUGUCAGUACAUGAAGAAUGCCAGAAUACUGUGGAUGUGCAUUUUCAACUUGAUCUGCAUAGCAGGCGGGUUCAUGGUUCGUUUUCUACCCGUAGAGAAGCUGUGGCCGAGGUUCUUUGGAGUUUGUCUUAUGAUGUCAUUUGCGGCUGGUGUUCCUAUGAAGAUGUCUUUGGUAUCGUCAAACGUUGGCGGUUUCACUAGGAAGGCUACGGCAUUUAUCGGAUAUUGUGUUGGUAAUAUGAUAGGACCACAGAUGUUUAGUGCACGGGAGGCACCUACAUAUCCCUCCGGAUUUGUCGGAAUGAUAGGUUGUUGGGCAGCCGUUUUUGUUGAAGCGCUUAUCCUACUGUUUUACUUGAAACGAGAAAACCGAAGACGCGAUAAAUUACAAGCUCGAGAUAUUGGAACUCCUUCAGACUCUCAGGAUGACAUGGACAAUUUCUCGGAUAAGACGGACUUGGAGAAUCUCAGCUUCCGCUAUAUCUAUUAA